AUGCACAAAAAUGCCCUUUUUAAAGGUCGCAGCACUCUUGUUGCCAUGGUAACAGCGACUGCUUGUUCGAGGCAUGGGGCUUCAUUUUCAUACAAAAACGUCGCAAAAAAAGAGUGAAAUGUUUAUUUCUCUAUCUCAAGCUAAAUACAACAUUACAAAUUGGCACUUCUACCAUACACAGUAACAUGAUUUGUCUUCACUUCGAUAUAUUUCAUUAUCCCUGUGAGUGAAUGUGAAGACACCAAUGGAUUAUUCAUCUCGGUACAGUUUCGGUCAUUUUUGUUAUGGGGUAAAACAGGGAAAACGUUUAUCUGAAUUUCUCCAAAAGUACACCGAUUCUGGAACUGAAACUACCCAUCUAGCUGGUUGUAAUAUUCUAGUUUUUAAAUAUGCAAAAAUCUCUGCGGACCUGCCUCUACUUUUAACAGGGGCAAUUCGCGAAAAAAGCUCAAAAUCAGAUACUGCAUAAUUUGGCGAUGUUUACAUCUAAUGUUCUCAACAACAAACGUUUCAGACAAAUGAAAACCAACUUUCAAACAACUUAUUAGCCACACGUAAAUUGCAACUUGUCAUUGAACGAAACUCCCCAUGGUUAAUAUGUAAUCUGGAUUGCUCCAUGUCCUUCAGGAAAAAUAACAGCGAUUUCAUCACCAUUAUUUUCCAUACUUUUCUCCCGGAUAUCUUUUACAAGCUUAAAGGAAGAUGAAAAUAACGCAAUCUCCCUGUGAUUUACACGAGUGGAAGUCAAAGAUCUUUUUAAUUUUCCACUGAGGUGGCCGGCUCAUCAGGAAGAAAAAGGAGAUCGUUCGGUCCAAUAACACUGGUCUGUAGAGAUUAUUAAGCUAAUAACUGAGAAGAUUGUAACCUUUGGUUCAUCAGUGACAGCAUUAAUUAUUUCAAAUCUGUUUUUCUAAGUCCAAGCGACACAAAAAAUAGUUCCUUUGUAAUUUUGUAAGCACUUUAUGUAGCAUUUUAUUUUCAAGAGAAAUAAAUCUCAAGGCUCCAAGCCAAUAUAACGUUCAAGCACGUUUUUUUUUUUGGUUGUUUUUACUGAGAAUGCGCAGAAAUCUGCUGAUAUAUCUAAAAAUAUGGUAUUUCUGACGAAUGAGUCUGCGAAUAAGGCAGAAAUAAAUAUUUUGUCGGCACGAGAUACGACAAGGCCUGGGCCUUAGGCCUAAGCAUCAUGGGUAAUGAUGCAGUGGUAUAUAAGGGAAAGUAUAGCCUGAUGUCCAUCUUCAGAACCAACCGUUCACCUCUGGCUGAUGACAAAUUUAUUUUAAAAACAUAUUUUCUUUAGCUGUGAAGCCUCGUAGGAUGGGCUGCCAACUGCUCUGGGUUUGGGCCAUGGUUCCUACCCAGAUUUCCUGUCAUGUUUUUCCCCAAAGGGGUUUUUUCCGGUAACGGCCAUAACCGUAGUUAUGUCCUUGACAAUCUCUGUUAAUCCAGACUUGUUUUGCAUGUUAGAAUGUAUACCUUUUUUUUUUUUUUUUUAUGAAUAUUGACUGUAUAUCAGGAUAGUUUAUGGUAUAUCAGAUCAUUAUAUGUAUGUAUGCAUUCCUCAACAUAUAUGUUUUAAAAUAAACUAAUUUGGUGUACAAUACUGUGUUAUUUGUUGUGUAGUGGAGACAAAAUGUCCAUUUUUCGUCUUCUUUGGGGUGACCGAUGGAAACUUCAUAGAGAAAUACAGCGUAACGCCAUCGUGACAAUGUACAUGGUUAGGACAAAUGACCGGUGUGAGGAUAGUUUCGUGUAGAUCAGCCGACUUCAACAUGUUUUAAAUGACAUACAAGUAUAA
Molecule: messenger RNA, 1795 nt
Organism: Pocillopora meandrina
Lineage: Eukaryota; Metazoa; Cnidaria; Anthozoa; Scleractinia; Pocilloporidae
Source: the annotation of a GenBank genome assembly